This is a messenger RNA of Rhagoletis zephyria (snowberry fruit fly), 1530 nucleotides long. Lineage: Eukaryota; Metazoa; Arthropoda; Insecta; Diptera; Tephritidae. The record is from RefSeq and is a predicted model, not a curated record.
AUGUCUUCUUCAGUUCAGUUCAAUUUUCAAAACAAAGUUGUUUUGGUGACUGGUUCAGGCGGAUCAGGGACAGGGGCGGCCAUUGCCAUUAGUUUUGCUAAAAGUGGCGCUAAAGUAGCCAUUACUGGGCGUAAAGCUGAGCCCCUUCAAAAAGUCGCUGAUGAAAUUGAAAAAGUUUCAGGUGCAAAACCGCUGCAGAUUGUGGGCGACUUGGAAGAUCGGGCAUUCACCAAGAGUCUACUGGAACAAGUGAUUGCCUUCUACAGCAAGUUGGACAUUUUAGUCAACAAUGCCGCACAGUGGUCCAGAGAAGGCACACUGGAGAGCCCUCAGCUGCUGGACGUAUUUGACAAGCUAAUGAACAUCAAUGUGCGACCAGCAAUUCAGUUGACUCAGUUGGCUGUGCCCUACCUCGAGGUGACGAAGGGAUGCGUCAUCAACAUGAGCUCAACCGCCGCACAUCGACCACGAAACCUCGGCUACUGCACCUCAAAAGCGGCCCUGUUGAUGGCCACGCAGUGCAUGGCACUGGAGUGCGCCCCUAAGGGUAUUCGCGUUAAUUCAGUUGAUUCGGGGCGAAUUUUGCGUGGCUGGGGCCAGGAGCUGGGUGAACGAGAGCUGGCGUACAACAAGAUGACGGUCGACCAGUUUUCCUCUGUUCAUGCGCUGGGACGAUGCGCCACGACGAUUGAGAUUGCAAACUUGGUGUUAUUUUUGGCCAGUGACUUGGCCAGCAACAUGACUGGAUCAAAUCAAAAAGUACGAUUUUACCGGAAAGGUUGCCCUUGUGACAGUGGCAUCGGCGCUGAAAUUGCCAAGCAGUUUGCGCAGUAUGGAUCCAGUGUGGCUAUAACCGGUCGCAAUGCCGACAAUUUGGCUUGUGUGGCCGAAGAAAUUGCCAGUGUUUCCGGCGUCAAACCACUGCAAGUGGUCGGCGAUUUGCUAGAUGAUGCCUUUCCGGAAAAGCUCAUCACGACAGUCAUUGAACAUUUCAAAAAGUUGGACAUUCUUGUCAACAAUGCUGGAGGAACUGUUCCCAAUGGAGGCCUGUCAAGUGAAAAACUGCUGGAAGAGUUUGACCAGACAAUUAAGUUGAACUUGCGCGCACCGGUGGAGUUGAUUCAACGAGCGGCGCCGUACUUGAAGAAAGAAAAAGGAAACAUUAUUCAAAUUUCAUCCGUCGCGUCUACUAAACCAUGGACUCUAUCUUACAGUUCAGCCAAAGCUGGUCUUGAUAUGGCCACCCGUUGUGCGGCCUUGGAACUGGGAAGUUUUGGCGUACGCGUUAACUCUAUCAACCCGGGUCCUGUAGAAACGAGCUUUCAUCGAUCAAUGGGACUUGAUAAUGACGCCUUCAAAGGAUUUGCAACCUUUUUCAAGGAGAACUCUCUUUUAAAAUACAUUGGACAGCCAGAAGAUGUGGCCAACUUGGCCUUGUUUUUAGCCUCUGAUUUGGCACGAAACAUUACUGGCAGCAUUUAUUUUACCGACAGUGGAUCACUGUUGUAUACACCAGAGUUUAAAAAAUGA